CAGGUUUGGCACCGGUUUAGUCCAUUAGUAAUUAGGGGGUAGAUUCUGUAACCGGGUUUUGAAAUUUAGUAAUCACAAUGUUUUCAGCUAAUUUUUUGCAUAUUUUUUACUCAAAUAUAUGUCAAUCCUUUCAAACUGGUGAAAUAGAGACAAAAAAAUGCAUUUGGAUAACCUUCAUCUCCAGAGAUUAUACCUUUGUCUCCUAUACAAUAUUGAACCUAUCACCGACCUAUUUACAGGCGCAAGAUCGUUGGGGAAUUCCCGCACGUGAAAUUGACAGCGGGAGCCAAUGAAAACAAUCAAAAUUACGUCAUCGUACGGCACGUGUAUAAAAGGUAAGUUUGGCGCGGUUUAUCUCACUUUCAAGAUCUCAAUUCGACUCGUUGCGUCAUUCUGAGACGAACCUUUGCUUUUGUUCCAGAUUUUGAAGCACCAAGGAAAUUUAAAUUUAGCUCAAGUUAAAGUUCCUUUGAAAUACUAGUAAAUAUGGUGAGUUCACUCUUGAACUGGCGAGUUCUGAGACAGUUGUUGCACCUUUUUUUCAGUAGGCUACAUCGGGUACGAGUGCAGAGACAGCAGUCAGCAUGCAGAGCUAGUGAGUGAUGCUCCUUGCCGCCAUGUCAGAUGUCGGUGCCGGUAUCCCCCACUUCGACAAUAAUCUGACAUGUCUGAGGAAUGAAGUGAAAACUAGCCCUACGACCACGCCCUUUCCAUGACCAUUCUAUGCCAAGUUUUCUCUUGUCUUGCUGCAUUGUUUUUGUUCGGAUCGAGCUUUGAUUUGGCGUUUUGCGCCAGCAGGCCGGAUGCGCAUGCAUCGCCGUACCAGUUGCAUCUUGAUGAAAAUCCGUCCUCCUCAACAUAAUAAAUCCAUCGUAAUCGCCCACAAUAUAUGUGACCCACUAAUACUGUCUGGGUUUAGUCACCGACAGCAAUCUCCUCAUUCACACCCACGUGAAUGUAUCUCCAUCCAUGUUGGCCAAGCCGGUGUCCAGAUUGGCAAUGCCUGCUGGGAGUUGUACUGCCUGGAGCAUGGUAUCCAACCCGAUGGCCAGAUGCCCAGUGACCAGACAAUCGGAGGUGGUGACGACUCCUUCAACACCUUCUUCAGCGAGACUGGUGCUGGCAAACACGUGCCAAGGGCCGUCUUUGUUGACUUGGAGCCAACAGUAGUGGAUGAGGUACGUACUGGAACCUACCGCCAGCUCUUCCACCCCGAACAGCUCAUCACGGGCAAAGAAGAUGCUGCUAACAACUACGCCCGUGGCCACUACACCAUUGGUAAAGAAAUCGUUGACCUCGUCCUUGACCGCAUCAGGAAGUUGGCUGAUCAGUGCACUGGUCUCCAGGGAUUCCUCAUCUUCCACUCCUUCGGUGGUGGGACCGGAUCUGGUUUCACCUCCCUCCUCAUGGAGCGUCUCUCUGUCGACUAUGGUAAGAAAUCCAAGCUUGAAUUUGCCAUUUAUCCAGCACCACAGAUCUCCACUGCAGUUGUUGAGCCAUACAACUCCAUCCUGACGACUCAUACCACCCUGGAGCACUCUGAUUGUGCCUUUAUGGUCGAUAAUGAAGCCAUCUACGACAUCUGUCGCAGAAAUCUUGACAUCGAGAGACCAACGUAUACAAAUUUGAACAGGUUGAUGGGACAGAUUGUUAGCUCCAUCACUGCCUCACUUCGUUUUGAUGGUGCCCUGAAUGUGGACUUGACCGAGUUCCAGACAAACUUGGUGCCCUAUCCACGAAUUCAUUUCCCACUUGCCACCUAUGCCCCAGUCAUCUCUGCUGAGAAAGCAUACCAUGAGCAGCUCUCAGUUGCUGAGAUAACCAACGCCUGCUUUGAACCGGCCAACCAGAUGGUGAAGUGUGACCCACGUCACGGCAAAUACAUGGCCUGCUGCAUGUUGUACCGUGGCGACGUUGUCCCAAAAGACGUCAAUGCUGCCAUCGCCACUAUCAAGACCAAGAGGACCAUCCAGUUCGUCGAUUGGUGCCCUACUGGAUUCAAGGUUGGAAUAAACUACCAGCCACCAACAGUUGUCCCAGGUGGUGACUUGGCCAAGGUUCAACGAGCUGUUUGUAUGUUAAGUAACACCACGGCCAUCGCCGAGGCCUGGGCUCGUCUUGACCACAAAUUUGACCUUAUGUACGCCAAGCGUGCCUUUGUCCACUGGUACGUUGGAGAGGGAAUGGAAGAGGGAGAGUUCUCAGAGGCUCGUGAAGAUUUGGCCGCUCUUGAAAAAGAUUAUGAAGAAGUUGGCGUUGACUCUGUAGAGGCAGAGGGAGAAGAAGAAGGAGAGGAGUAUUAGGUUGAAGACAAUGUCACAACCAACCAGUAU
This is a messenger RNA of Lineus longissimus, 2333 nucleotides long. Its product is annotated as tubulin alpha-1A chain. NCBI's taxonomy places the organism in Eukaryota, Metazoa, Nemertea, Pilidiophora, Heteronemertea, Lineidae. Gene Ontology annotation, cellular component: cytoplasm; microtubule. Gene Ontology annotation, molecular function: GTP binding; structural constituent of cytoskeleton. The record is from RefSeq and is a predicted model, not a curated record. The coding region runs from base 804 to 2303 and encodes 499 amino acids. Gene Ontology annotation, biological process: mitotic cell cycle; microtubule cytoskeleton organization. The transcript has 3 exons.